This is a messenger RNA of Poecilia latipinna (sailfin molly), 10019 nucleotides long. RefSeq names its product transient receptor potential cation channel subfamily M member 3. Gene Ontology annotation, molecular function: monoatomic cation channel activity. The record is from RefSeq and is a predicted model, not a curated record. The coding region runs from base 4 to 5313 and encodes 1769 amino acids. Lineage: Eukaryota; Metazoa; Chordata; Actinopteri; Cyprinodontiformes; Poeciliidae. Gene Ontology annotation, biological process: protein tetramerization; metal ion transport; monoatomic cation transmembrane transport. Gene Ontology annotation, cellular component: plasma membrane. The transcript is spliced from 26 exons.
CUCAUGCAGGCACAGAAAUCGUGGAUAGAAAGGGCAUUCAGCAAGAGAGAAUGUGUUCAUAUCAUAGUGAGCGCCAAAGACCCCCAUAGGUGCUGCUGCGGUCGUCUCAUAGGUCAGCAUGUGGGUUUGCCGCCAGGUAUCUCAUCCAGUCAAAAUGACAAGGCAGAGCGUUUGGCCAAGAAUGACAGCCUGUCAGAGAAGUGGUCAAUCAGCAAGCACACACAGCUCAGCCCCACCGAUGCCUUCGGCACCAUCGAGUUCCAGGGAGGAGGACACUCCAACAAAGCCAUGUAUGUGCGAGUGUCUUAUGACACUAAGCCUGACCUGCUGCUCCACCUGAUGACCAAGGAGUGGCAGCUGGAGCUUCCUAAGCUGCUCAUCUCAGUCCAUGGAGGCCUACAGAACUUCGAGUUACAGCCUAAGCUCAAGCAGGUCUUUGGCAAAGGGCUCAUCAAGGCAGCCAUGACGACAGGGGCCUGGAUAUUUACAGGAGGAGUUAACACAGGGGUGAUCCGCCAUGUGGGGGAUGCACUGAAAGACCACGCCUCCAAAUCAAGGGGCAAAAUCUGCACCAUUGGAAUAGCUCCAUGGGGCAUCGUAGAAAAUCAGGAGGACCUUGUUGGCAAAGAUGUGGUGCGUCCGUACCAAACCAUGUCCAACCCCAUGAGCAAGCUGACGGUUCUCAACAGUCUCCACUCCCACUUCAUCCUGGCAGACAAUGGCACAACAGGAAAGUACGGAGCUGAAGUCAAACUGCGACGCCAGCUGGAGAAACACAUCUCCCUGCAGAAGAUCAACACACGGAUCGGCCAGGGCGUACCAGUGGUGGCUCUUAUCGUGGAGGGAGGCCCUAAUGUGAUCUCCAUUGUGCUGGAGUACCUCAGGGACACUCCUCCGGUCCCUGUGGUGGUGUGUGAUGGCAGCGGGAGAGCCUCAGACAUCUUGGCCUUUGGACACAAAUACUCAGAGGAGGGAGGCAUAAUUAAUGAGUCUCUUAGAGACCAGCUGCUGGUGACCAUCCAGAAGACCUUCACAUACAGCCGCACACAGGCCCAACAUCUGUUCAUCAUCCUCAUGGAGUGCAUGAAGAAGAAGGAACUGAUAACGGUUUUCCGGAUGGGCUCUGAGGGUCACCAGGACAUUGACCUUGCCAUCCUCACUGCAUUGCUCAAAGGUGCCAACGCUUCAGCCCCAGACCAGCUGAGUUUGGCUCUUGCGUGGAACAGAGUGGACAUUGCACGAAGUCAGAUCUUCAUUUACGGACAGCAGUGGCCUGUGGGUUCCCUGGAACAGGCGAUGCUGGAUGCCCUGGUUUUGGACAGAGUGGACUUUGUCAAGCUGCUGAUUGAAAAUGGUGUCAGCAUGCACCGCUUCCUCACGCUUUCCAGACUGGAGGAGCUGUAUAACACGCGACACGGACCAUCAAACACCCUUUACCACCUUGUCAGAGAUGUCAAAAAGCGAGAAUAUCCAGGGUUCAGUUGGAUCUACUUCAAGGGAAACCUGCCGCCGGACUACCGCAUCAGUCUCAUCGACAUCGGACUGGUCAUUGAAUACCUCAUGGGUGGGGCGUAUCGAUGCAACUACACCAGGAAGAGAUUCAGAACACUAUACCAUAACCUCUUUGGGCCCAAAAGGCCCAAGGCACUGAAGCUGCUGGGGAUGGAGGAUGACAUGCCAAUCCGGAGAGGCCGGCAGAAGACGACACGUAAGCGAGAGGAAGAGGUGGACAUCGAUUUGGAUGACCCCGAGAUAAACCACUUCCCCUUCCCCUUCCAUGAGCUCAUGGUGUGGGCUGUGCUCAUGAAGCGCCAGAAGAUGGCGCUGUUCUUUUGGCAGCAUGGGGAGGAAGCCAUGGCCAAGGCCCUGGUUGCGUGUAAGCUGUGCAAGGCUAUGGCACACGAAGCAUCUGAAAACGACAUGGUGGACGACAUCUCCCAAGAACUCAACCACAACUCCAGAGAGUUUGGCCAGCUCGCUGUGGAGCUCCUAGACCAGUCCUAUAAACAGGACGAGCAGAUGGCAAUGAAGCUGCUGACAUAUGAGCUGAAAAACUGGAGCAACGCCACCUGUCUGCAGCUGGCGGUAGCAGCCAAACAUCGAGAUUUCAUCGCCCAUACCUGCAGUCAGAUGCUGCUGACCGACAUGUGGAUGGGGCGUCUCCGCAUGCGCAAGAACUCAGGCCUGAAGGUGAUCUUAGGCCUCCUUCUCCCACCGUCCAUCCUGAGUCUAGAGUUCAAAAACAAGGAUGAGAUGUCCUACAUGCCGCAGGAUCAGGACACGUACCUGCAGGAGAAGGAAGAGGAGGAGCCAGAGAAACCGGUCAAGGAAAAAGAGGAGGAGGACAUGGAGUUCACAGUAAGAUCUUACUGUGAGACGCAGUACAACUCUGUGGCGAUGCUGGGUAAGGUAACCACAGAGACAUCCAGAAAGAAGGAUGUUGAGGAGGUUCAGAGCCGCCACCGCCUUAUCCCCAUGGGACGCAAGAUAUACGAGUUCUACAACGCUCCAAUUGUCAAGUUCUGGUUUCAUACGAUGGCAUAUGUGGGGUACCUGAUGUUGUUUAACUACAUUGUCCUGGUCAAGAUGGAUCUGUGGCCUUCUCCUCAGGAGUGGAUUGUCAUUGCUUACAUUUUCACCAAUGGCAUUGAAAAGAUGAGAGAGAUCCUGAUGUCAGAGCCGGGGAAGUUGCUGCAGAAGGUAAAGGUGUGGCUGCAAGAGUACUGGAACAUCACUGACCUCAUGGCCAUCCUCAUCUUCUCCGUCGGUAUGGUCCUGCGCCUCCAGGAGCCACCGCUCAUGAGCUACGGGCGGGUCAUCUACUGCGUCAACAUCAUCUACUGGUACAUCCGGCUGCUCGACAUCUUCGGAGUCAACAAGUACCUGGGGCCCUACGUGAUGAUGAUUGGCAAGAUGAUGAUCGACAUGAUGUAUUUUGUCAUCAUCAUGUUGGUAGUGCUCAUGAGUUUUGGGGUGGCACGCCAGGCCAUCCUCCAUCCUAACGAAGACCCGUCCUGGAUGUUGGCCAGAAACAUCUUCUUCAUGCCUUACUGGAUGAUCUAUGGGGAGGUCUUUGCCGACCAGAUUGACCAUAGUAAGAAGGUACAGCAAAGGCUGAAUGAAAAACUCUGGCUGGUCGAAAAUUACUUACGAACGCACGGAACCUGGCGUAGUAGUGGUCUAUCCCACAUUGCCCAGACCACUCAAAAUUCCACUCCCUGCGGCCAGAAUAUAACCACAGAGGACGGGGUGGUGGUGACUCUGCCGCCAUGUAAGACUGGUGCUUGGAUUGUACCUGCAAUCAUGGCUUGCUACCUGCUGGUGGCCAACAUACUGCUUGUCAACCUACUCAUAGCAGUGUUUAACAACACAUUUUUUGAGGUAAAGUCCAUCUCUAACCAGGUGUGGAAGUUCCAGCGCUACCAGCUAAUCAUGACAUUCCACGAGCGGCCGGUCCUUCCUCCACCCCUCAUCAUCUUCAGCCACAUAACAAUGGUCCUAAAGCAUCUAUGCUGCCGCUGGCGCAAGCAUGACGACGACGAGAGGGACUAUGGAUUGAAGCUAUUCAUCACUGAGGAUGAGCUGAAGAAAGUUCAUGACUUUGAGGAGCAAUGCAUAGAAGAGUACUUCAGAGAGAAAGACGACAGAUUCCACUCAUCAAAUGACGAACGGAUCAGAGUCACGUCUGAAAGGGUGGAGAACAUGGCUAUGCGUUUGGAAGAGGUCAAUGAGAGGGAACACUUCAUGAAAGCAUCGCUGCAGACUGUGGAUAUUCGACUGGCCCAGAUGGAGGACCUAAUUGGGCGGAUCGCUGUGGCUCUGGAGCGCGUGACAGGCGUUGAGCGCGUGGAGGUCAACAAAGCUCGCUCCCGGACCUCGUCCGACUGCACAGACUCGGCGUACAUACUCCGCCAAGCUGAGUGCCCGGACUCUGCAUACAUCCUCCGCCAAAGCAGCUUUAACAGCACAGAGGGGAAUGCCUACCGCCUUCAGGAGGCAUUGGAGGGAGCAGCUGAGGGCUCCAUAUCCCCUCCCUCUCCCACUGGCAUCACUGCUCGGGCAAGGAGUCACUCUUUUUACGUUGGGGGUGGACGUGCUGUUGAACGUGCAAGUGGGGCUGAGCGAGCUGAAAGCUUCUUCAAGGAGCGCUCGCUCAGCCUCCACAGAGCUAAUAGCUCGCAAUCUGUGUCUUCAGCCGCCGCCACCAAGGAGUCUAAGCCCCUCCCACUGGCGACGCUGUCGGUUUCCCAGCAGCACCGUCCGUCAUCGUGCAUUGAUAUCUACGUCUCGACAUCUGAGGAGGUGGGGCCAGCCGAGGUCUUUCUUGAUCCCCUCCGCGUGGUCCCACCCCUCCAGAGAGACUCCUCACUGCAGUCAGAUAUCAUGGAGACGGUGCUGCCAGGAGGCCGUGACUUCAGCAGCACGGCUACUAGCGGCUUGGGCGACAGGCACUCGGAGGGCGCCGCAGGCAGCAGCGUAACGACUGGAGCCAUGUAUGACGACAGCGCGGCCGCUGAUUUGUCGUUGUGCUCAGCAAGCCUCUUACCAGACACCACCCUACCUCCUUGGGAUACGGAGCCGUCUCCACCUCCCUCAGCAGGGCUGCUCGAGCGCUCCAAGAGCAGUCGCUACCUCUCCACGGCAGGCACGGCGUUCCUCGACGAGCCUCCUCUGGUCAAGUCCCACAGCCUCAUGUUCACGCCGAGAGGCUGUUACGGUGGGCUAGGGGCAGGAGUCCAGGUGAAGGCCGCAGAAUACACCAGCAUCACCGACUGCAUCGACACCCGCUGCGUAUCAUCUCCAUACACUCCUGCAGAAUGCUCACACUUGCCAGGAGGAUCCACCUCAUUCACCUUUGAUAAGCCGUCAGACAUUAGUUCCUCUCACCCGGAGAGAGAGGCAGAGCUAAGUCACACAGAGUCCGACCCCGAGGACCCCGAGGACCUGAUUCCAGCCUCCGACGCUCCUCGCAUUACGGGCCUCGGCGGGCCCAGCGGAGCUCCUCUCUGCUCCACCCUCUCCAGGCUGGAGCGAGCGAACAGCUGCUCCUCAGAUGACUCCCAUCCUUCACUCACUCUGGCUCCUCCGCAUCGGAAGAGCCUGUCAGUGAGCGAGAGGAUGGAGAGGGGACCGGGUUUGGGAGCAGACAGGGGAUCUGGGCCUGGGGGACAGGGUCUUGCGGGGCACAGAUACCCUUUCCUCAGGAGCAAGUCCGGAGCGAGACCCGACGCGGCCAAAACUGACAGUCUGUCUAUAAGGAAGCUGGCAGCUCCAUCAGCCUUCCGCAGCUUCGAUAGACAAAACUACACGUGACAAGGGCCCACUGGCGCCCUCACACAUUGUUAGGGGCUGGGUGAGAACUGAAAAGGGCCAAGUAACAGCAGGAUGAAGUUGCACAUAGAUGCUGAUUUGGAACAUAUCUAUACUUUAUUCACUUGCAUUUUAGAUUUGGAAAAGUUUAGGUGUGAUCAGCAUUGAACGGCAGUUUUAUCCUGAGCGGAGAACGGAAAAAGGGCAGAAGACUCAGAAGGUCUAUGUACAUCACUUAAAAGAAAGAGCUAUGAAUUUAGACUAGCUGAUACCUUUUGUAGCAAUGUAACUUACAAUUGGGUGCCAUGAAAAUGGAAGUUAUAUUUGUCUUGUAGGUCUUCCACCAACCUAAUUUACAUCAAGUAGACAUUGGUCACUGUUUUGCAACACAUAUCAACCACCCUAGAAAGAAAAGGUCUACUGUUAAUCCUACCUGUAGUGUGUGGUAGGCACUGUUACAUCCGAGAGACAAAGACAAGGGACAAGGAAAGAGAUAGUCAACUCAUUUUGUAGUUUUUCAUCAGCACAAUUGCUGCAAAGGUUCCACUUUAAAGCUUUCCUUACUCAUCGUGACACUCAAACACUGGCAGGUUUAAAAGCUGACAAUCUACAGCAGAGAAAAUGAGAACUGAACAUCUCGAUACUUCUGUCGCUCUCAACAACCCAAGUAACCCAUGAAUUUUGAACAAAGUGCACCCAUAAAUUAAAUUGUGUUGUAAAGUGGAAAGGCAGAAGAAUUGAGUACUGAAAGCACUUACUGAAGUUAACAAUGCCUCAGCAGAAAAUCUGUGUUGCUAAAUGAAGCUUCAAGAGGCAGUCCUUCUGGAGAAACUAGCUUCAUGCAUUGCUGAAGUUUGAUCAGUUUCUGCGUCAGCUACUGUCCGGAGAUCCGAAAGGUCUUUGGGGUCCGUCCUCUUUUAUAAACUCGGUUUGCUUUAUUUUAUUGUGACCGUACCUCGCUGAGAAAUCAACCCUUGAAUGAUCAUCAGAUUCUUGACAAUAAUGGUUUGGUAGAUUUCUCCAACCAUCUUUAAAGGGACUGUGUUGUGUAUUUUUCAGGCACAUAGCGCCAGUUUAUAGAACAAUCAAGUAACUAUGUUUCCUUCAGUUGUUCUAAAAAAAUGAUAUAUACAAACAAGACUUAAAUGAAAUUUGACUUCACAUUUUAGCACCGUGAAAUUGGGCCUCUGUCUCUUUAAAUGCUGCUGUUCUUUCGGACACUCCGCCUUCAGCACCUCAUCUCAACAAUGUUUCUUCAUUAGGCCUUUAACAAGGUUCUUAGGAGCUUUCCACUGAAAAGUAGUUUGCAUGAUGAGCUCAGCAGAUGCGCAGUUCCGUCAGGUGUUUGCUAAUUGCUGCUGGCGCUAGUCUGAAGGAGCUUAGUGGGAGAUGGAUGCUCUGUGAGGUGGAAGCUCAUCUUGGGCACUGCAACUCCAAGAUGAACUGCAUGGAAAGGGCACCACGGAGUGUUUGGGCGCCCCCUAAUGGUUGCCAGGGGAGAUUAAUGCAUGAAAGAAUCAAAGCAACACUUUCAGGUACUUCUGAAAUGUUGCUGAAAGACAGUAACAGAAGUUACUGUCUUUGAUGAGGCAACAACACUAUAACAUGAUAAGCUCAAAGAAGUCAAUUACUUAAAGCUUAACUAUGUUUUGCAACAGUAAUUUUUUUAAGGUAUCAAGAAAGUUCUUUGCAUUUUGCCCAUUGUGGUGAUUAUGCAGCAUGCCAAUAAUGAGAAAUAUUUUUAAUGGCCAUAUAUUAGAGCUAAACCUGCUGAUAUUAUUUGCACUGAUGAGGAACAUGAUGAGUUUCUAGAAGCCAACUGGUUUCAUAGUAAAAUACACCACAUUUUGUUUCAGUAAUGAUACUCUGUUCUAGUCCACUUUAUUACACAUAAUUAAAUUUAUGGACUCAUUUGAUUAUUUGGGGUAGCCCAGAUAUUUAAAGUAAAUUUCACAUCAUUGGCCCCUUUAGAAAUACAUUUACUAAGAAAAAUGUUGACAAACCUACUUUCCCUGCUGUAAUUUAUCAGUAGCCAAUGUUUGCACAUGCAACCAUUAAAGUAGUCAAAAUAUGAUUCAGUCUUAAAAUUAUUAUUGAAUUCAAAAUGAUCCUCAAGAUAAAUUGACAAAUCAUUAUUUCUGAAUUAAAACAAUCCCUUAUCUGUAGGGUACAAUGAAGUGGGUUGUUACAGAUUUAGGAAAACUUCCUGAUACCUCUAGGCUUGUGCUUCGAUCACUGGUUAUUCAUCAAAGUGUGCAUAGUGAGUUUACAUAGACACACAACUUUUUGUCUGAAACCUUUUCAAUUCUGUCCCCCAGAGCUCUAACAAGUGCAAUUGCAAAAUAUGAGGAUAAGGGGGCGCUAUAAACCUACGACCCAGCCUUGGCUUGAAACGAACCUGGUUUGAACUUUUCUUCUUUUGCCUGUAACUUACACCAAAAAAAAAAUCUCCUCACUUAGUUAAUCGUAAAUCUGUUAUUUUUAGCCAUCCUUCAGAUUUUGGCAGUGGUAUUAUUUUUCUAUCCAGCUUCAUCUAAUAGAUCCGUCCUUCAUCUUUUCCAAUAUUCCCAUUUGUUGUAUUCUUUUUUUUUUCAGUGAAAGUCAAAGCACACCACCUAAAAGAGACUAAAAAGGAAGCAGCUGAUGGACGACACGCCUAAAUAUUAACUAUGUACAGGUCACAAGAAUUGCUUUUUUUUUUUAAAGCACUAAUUUAUUAAUUUACUUCUUUAAAAAGCUUGAAAAUAAGCUAUUGAGUAUAUGCACUUUUGGUGAGAUUUAACAAAGGUGUGCAUCUUAGAUCACAUGAAGGAAGCAGAUCAUCAAACGAUGACGGCCAGAUUCAUGUUUUUACAUUUCUCAUUUUUAUUCUGGUGGGGAAAAAGUAGGUGGGGAGAAACACGCCUAUCUCCUACAGGUUUGCGACGAUAAUAAAGGUGAGAUUAUUCAAAUCUAUCUUGAGCUUGACGUUUAUAAACACUCUCUCACCAUUUCAAUUCAGUUGGAUCAUGUUGUGUUUAUUUUAAGAUGAUGAUUCUAUUUAUAACUAUUUUUCUUGCUCAUUAGCGACGAUUACAGUAAAUGCCUGUUUGAAUUACAAAAUGAUAUUUAUAUGUUUUCAGUGAUAUUUUUGUCAAAUUUUAAGUAUUUUCUAAUUAAGCUUUUAAAUAUGAUAAAGGAUGACCACCUACAUGCACUAAAUGAUGAUGUAAAAUAUUUAUUAAAUAUAGAUUAGUCUCAAAUACUGUACAUUUCAAUUAUAUUUAAAGUAUUUAAAGUAGUUUUUAUUGUGUGUUUUAUCAACCGAUUUAUGAGAUUUUUCUAACGUUGAUAUGGCAAUACACAGUUGCCAGUAUACCAAACUUAGGGUGCCUUUCGGGCAUGGAUGGAGUAUGUUGGGAUUCACGUGAUUCAAGACUCUGUGAUGUGUCUCAUUUUUUGUCUUUUUUUUUUCUCUCUCUCUCUCUCAUAUAGGGGUCAACUAUCAGUAAUGAUUUAUUCAUAGAUUUUUGUUGUUCCCUUUCCCAUCUACUGUACAUAGUGGAGGAAUUGUUGUUAUUGCGAGAUUACAUCAUUGCUUGUAUGGUUUUAUAAUUUAUUUAAAUACACCAAAAAUCAUGUGAGAUGUCUUUAGCACAAUGGCUUUGUGGAUUAAGAGAGUAAAUGAAUCUGUUUGCAUGUGACAGUGAGACGUGAUCAUGACGACUGAGCUGCUCCACUCGGCCGGCGUUGCUGCUGUUGCUGGAAACUCUUCUGUCUAGCUUUAGUUGACUGACCUGAUUUGCCUGCAUCACUCACCCCAUCUUUCAAUCAAAAAUCUUCUAGACUGUUAAACAUUUCCAGUUGUCGAUCAUGUUUAAAAGACAUUAAGCAGCCGCAGUGCUUUUCAUCUGCAAAACCAGAUGUUGCCAAACAUUUAUUUAAGGAAAACCUCAACGAAAUGUCCCUUCAGUCUCCAGGUGCAUCUGCAUGUGUUAGAGUGUAGCAUUAAAAACAUGUCAGUAAUUUAAUUCAGAUUGUAAAACUCAUUUAUUCUACAGUUUCAUUGCACACAGAGAUAUAUUUCAAGUGCUUAUUGUGGCUAAAUUUGAUGAUUGUAGCUUAUAGCUAACAAAGUACCAAAAAUUUGUUUCUCGAAAAAGCUGAAUAAUGAACAUGAACGCUACAAAAAUUAUAACAAAUGUUAUAUUACGACCAUACUAUGAUCAACAAGCUUCUAUUUGAAACUCGACAGUCGUCUAAUGUUAUCUGUAAGCAGGUGAAAGCCAAAAAGGGUCAGUGCUGAAGAAGCUGACUGGGUGCAAAGGACUGAGUCCAAGCAUAUUAGUGACAUGCUACACUGAAGGAAAAGGUGUGGUAGAAGUAGAAACUUCUACUGAUGGUUCAUGAAGUAGAGGCUUCAUGAACCAUCACACACCAGGACUUACCGACUCCUGAAUGAGAACGCAUCAGAAACGUCUCACACAGACUAAGAUUCUAGACAGGUGCCACUGUAAAACUGGCCUGGCCCUUUUUUUUUUUUUUUUUUUUUUUUUACAGUUUUACAUUAACAAUGACUUAAAAUUUUAAUUGUUGCACUUAGCUUCAGUCAUAUUAAGAUAGUUUAAUUUUCAUCUGGUAGACCAGAGGUGUGCAACCUGCAGAAAUAGAGCCUCAAGUGGCUCUUUUCUCACUUAACAUAUUAAACAAUGAAAUAUUACCCUUUUUUU